CCUGCUCCGUUCCCAAUAGUGUGGAAUGGGACAGGCAUAGGAUUACAGCGUGAGAGGAGUGUAGGUCUAUUGGAGGUUUAUUGUUUUGGUUCUUUAGCAAUCUUUUGCCAUCCUUAUUAGUAUUGAAGGCUACUGCUGAUUUUUUUAAUCUUGAAUUAUUUCACUGGAGAGUUACUCAAAAAGUUUGCACACCUGACGGGAGCACUGAAGGGUAGAGCUGGCUCCGAUUGUUUUAAAAGUCUUUCCGUCUGUUUCACGGACGUUAUUGAUCGAAUUCUUGUCUCAAGUUGGUGUCUUGACGUGAUUUUGCACCCAGAAAGCCAUGACUUCUUUGAUGAUGACCACAGGGCAAGGCCAGCGAGAUGGUGACAAGGCAAGUUUUGACUUGAUCCAAAAUCGGAUCGAGUCAUUGAGCGGCAAGAUGGACAAGCUCAUCAACCUUCAAGAAAAGGUCCUCAGUCGACUAGAUUCUGAUUGUGGAGGUCUUGUAAAAGAAGAGAAACUCAAUGUUAGCAAAGAAGAAAGCCUUGUCCCCCGUGGAGAAGUGGGACAAGUCAAGGAGAUAUGCCAGGAAAUGAGCACCAUUGUGUCGGCGGUCAACCAGCGGUCUGAGUUGCAGGCUCAGAAGCUGGAAGGCAUGGAGAAACUGGUCCUCAGCAUGCAGCAGGUGAUCAGCUUCAUCGGGGAGACGGUUAAGACCUCCAGAGUGAUGGAGCUCAUGUUCAAAGGGCCUGCCGCUAGAAAGGGUAACAAAGGAAAACCAGUCCCGAAGUUGAAAUCAUCAGACACCAAAAAAACAGAGAAGAAAACUACCUCUAAUAAAGCCAAUAAAGGGAAUCAAGACAUAACUCCAGUUUGUGAGCCUACUCCUCCGCAGCCAUCUCACAGGACAAAGCUCCACGGACCAAAGCAUUUCCUGGCAGCUCGCAAAUGUGGAACCUUUAAAGACCACAAAGGCAAAGACGGUGCAGAGAAGCCCUGUUUGAGCCCCAAAGGUGUGAAAGCCCAAAUGAAAAUGAAACCUCCAGACACAUCAGAUGUCUCAUUAAAGAAGCAGGCUUUGCUUCUAGAAGAGGUGCAGAAGCUUAACAGAGAGAAUUCAGAGAAAUCAGCUCACCAGCUCACCGAUGUAUAUUUGAAUCUGGAAGCUGGCGUUCCUUCUCAAGAGCAACGAGGUGAUGGUGUACAGGACCUCGUAGUGGCAUCCCAACAGGAGGCGGUCGGUGCAGAAAUGGAUGAGGACAAGAUUCCAGUUGGAGAUGUUGCUGAGGAAGAGCUCACACUAGAUGUUGAAGAUGUAGAGGAAGAAGUCCACCUCGUAGAAGAAGAGGAAGAGUCGACAGCUGAAGAUGCAACAGAGAGCUCAGAGCUUCCUGACAAUCAGACAGAACAAACAAAUGCAAGUGGCAACUGCGAAGUGGCCUCGCCAACUUCAGAAGCUGACCUGCACCAGACAGUGGAGCUCGGCAUCGCUGAGGAACCUGUGGUGGUGGAGGAAGCUCAAAAGGUCCAGGAAGACAAGGAGGAAGAAGGGAAGAAGGAGGGAAAGGAAGAGGAUGAGGAUGAGCAGGAGCAGGAGGACUGGGCUGUCUUCCGGGCAGAUGGGGUUGAGUUUCAGUUUGACCUGAAGGAGAGGCUGGAGAGAGAGAAGAAGGAAACCAAACCCAAGAAUGAGGAAGAAAAAGAGAACGAGUACAUGCAGCAAUACUAUAUUGAUACAACUCCUCCUCCGGCAGCACCGUUUAAUCACCGCAUUGUGUCAGCCAAGCCCAACCAGAUCAGUAACUUCUACACCAUCAACUGGCAGGAGGUCCUGGGCGGGGGUCGUUUUGGCCAAGUGCACAAAUGUGUUGAAAACUCAUCCGGUCUGACACUGGCAGCUAAAGUCAUCAAGGCCAGAGCUCAGAAAGAAAAGGAGGUGGUGAAGAAUGAGAUCCAAGUUAUGAACAAUCUGGACCACGCCAACCUGAUCCAACUGUAUGCAGCUUAUGAGUCGAGGAACGACAUCAUCCUCGUGCUUGAAUAUGUUGGUGGUGGUGAGCUUUUUAACAGAAUCAUUGAUGAAAACUACACUUUAAUGGAGCUGGAUGCUGUGGUGUUCAUCAGGCAGAUCUGUGAGGGUCUGCAGCACAUGCAUAAAAUGUACAUCCUACAUUUGGACUUAAAGCCGGAAAACAUCCUCUGCGUAAGCAGAGUCACAAAUAAAAUCAAAAUCAUCGACUUUGGCCUCGCUAGGAUAUACAAACCGAGGGAGAAACUGCGAGUCAAUUUUGGAACACCGGAAUUUCUGGCCCCUGAAGUGAUCAACUACGACUUUGUGUCGUUUAACACAGACAUGUGGAGCCUUGGUGUCAUCACCUACAUGCUUCUGAGUGGUCUCUGUCCUUUCCUGGGUGACAACGACAACGAGACGCUCAACAAUAUCUUGGCCUGCCAGUGGAAUUUAGAGGAGCAGGAGUUUGUGGACACGUCUGAAGAGGCCAAAGACUUCAUCUCCAGACUCCUCGUGGUUAAUAAAAGUUGGAGGAUGGGAGCAUCUGAAGCCCUUAGACAUCCUUGGCUGUCGAACCCAGUCCUUCAUCACAAACUUCAUACCAAGAAAACCAUGUGUCGAUCUCGGCGGUCAUCAUGUGUGCCCUCAACAGACAGUUGAGGGCACCAGUGUGGAAAACCGGACCAAGCCUCGUGUAGCUUUAUACAUUUUAUGUCACAAUGAGUGGACGUCUGGCUAGUAAUAUGCUCAGAUGAGACAAAGUAGUCAUUGAUAGCAUAACAGCAUCCUUUUAAGUCAUACCGCAUGAGGCUGGACCGUGUCACACUGACUGACCUCUGAGCCAGCUGCAUUUAAUGUAUUCUCACUUUGUGCGACAGCAUUGCUUUGAAUUACAGGUGGUCUUCAGUUUACGGCCUUCUGUGUUCCGGCAUUAAAAACUUACCGGUAAUUUAGGUCCAUCAACAAUGAGACUCACUUGUGAGCGACUGUAGCUAUUAAGAAUAAAGGUCAUUUUGUAACGUCUACGCAAAGGGGUCGGCAACCCUCGAUCUUAAACCUCUUUGUUGUGCCUCCGUUCGCAGAGCUUGAAUAGUUUUGUUAACACCUGACUGGGGGAAAUGCACAUUUUUGAAGAGUUAAAAAAACCAGACUAUGUGUAAGGCGGUGAAUGCAUCCUUGUUGAGUUCUGAGUGGUGAUUGGAUGAGCUAGAGGGAGGGGAAGAUGGUGUUUGUCUGACCAUUUUUGGUCAGACAUGAAACAGCCCCCCAGCAGUAAGCUAACCAUGAAUGUAUCCUCAACAAAGAAACAUCUCAGACGAAAAGCAGUAUACGUCUGCAUGGACCGAUUCAUUUGUUUCCUCUGCAAAUGACGCUGGCUUACUCCUUGCUUGGCAUGUGUGGCAAGAAAUUAGCAAACAACAAAAGUUUAAGACAAAAAUCACAGGCAUAUUCUGAAAAUUAGACAUUUAUUUCAAAGUAGAACUACAAAUGUAUAAGUGGUCAUCCUUGUAGUUCAGCCGUGCACACACAAGCUUGAAUGCCCACUAAUUGAGCGUUAAGAACAGCAUAAGCUAAUGAGCUAAAAGUCAAUACUUUGUGCUGCACAUUUCUUAAGGCGUAAGGUAGUGAGGUUCAACCAACAUACUAUCACAACCCCACUAGUUGCCUCUUUUCAAGGUUGUCAACCACUGGUCUACCUGGACGUUGGAAGGAAGACAAGGUGGUGGCCCAACAAUAAUGGCUUUAUUGCAAAACAACAGGCUACUGUUGGCUGCAACCACACCAAAACAACAUUAGCAAAGUGAACUGUGCUCUGCAUGCAUCCAUUCUCCACCCACACCUGCCGCAUUCACAGACAGGCUGAAAUCACAAAACUCUUUAACACUACACAUAACUACCAGGUCGCAAUGCUAUCCUUGAGCAUAUCUAAGGAUCUGCGACAGUAAUAACUAUGAAGUGUGGUGUUUUUUUUUAUGUCUCUUUUUGUUAUUAGUUUAAUGAAAUUAUUGUAUUUAGUGUUUUUAUUACAGUAUUUUAUGUCCUUCAUGUGUUCUGUCUACAGUGUGAGUGACUUAAGUGUUAAUUGAUGGUAGGUAAGAGUUCCGAAAAUUGGGCUUACAAGGCAUUGAAGGGACGGAACUCGUUCGUAAUUCUGAGACCACCUGUAUUUCUGUACUUGUUCAUUCUCAGAGCACCCUCACUUUGCUGCUUUCAUUUCACAUUGCCUAGUAAAAGCUUACUUUAAUAUAUUCCAAUUGAAUUUGGGUUCCCCCGCGACCCUAAUGAGGAUGAGCAUCAUAGAGGAUGGAUGAAUUUAGGUUCAGUGUUAACCCAACAUCAGGUCAACACUGUAUGUAUAUUGUUGGUGUCCUGUAGUAUGCGCACUUUAUAAUUGUAUUUAUUUAAAAGCUACUGUAGGUUCCACUGGCCUUGUGUGGCUCUUGUCUUUUUGACAUUAAAUACAUUUUUUCUUUAUAAUUCAACAAAAAAAAAUGUCUUAUCAGCUGAAUGUUUUGCUUUAAGUCUGUCUGUGCACAAACAUCUAAGUUAUUUUUUUUUAUUUUAAUGUAUUUUUUUUUUAAAGCGUACUGUAUGCAUGAGCUGUCAAGCCACUCUGGUGCCACUUUCACUGUAAGAAGCUUUACCCCCAUGUCAUAGAUGUCUAUUCACCUUCUGUGAAGGUUCACUUUAUACCUAAAAAGGAACACACAACCUACCUAUCGUUGCCUAAGAGGAUGACAUUUUUAGCUCCACAGUUUUGCAAGGUUCUCUUUUAAUUUUAUUCUGUAUGUUCAUACGUUUAAUAGUCAAAUUUAAAUAAGUUAUUCUCACUGAUUGAGCAUGUGUUAUUAUUUUUUUG
Molecule: messenger RNA, 4853 nt
Organism: Doryrhamphus excisus (bluestripe pipefish)
Lineage: Eukaryota; Metazoa; Chordata; Actinopteri; Syngnathiformes; Syngnathidae
Gene: mylk4a
Product: myosin light chain kinase family, member 4a
Biological process (GO): protein phosphorylation
Molecular function (GO): protein kinase activity; ATP binding
Source: RefSeq, a predicted model, not a curated record